This is a messenger RNA of Xiphophorus hellerii (green swordtail), 643 nucleotides long. It is a transcript of the gene crip1, whose product is annotated as cysteine-rich protein 1. The transcript has 5 exons. The record is from RefSeq and is a predicted model, not a curated record. Gene Ontology annotation, biological process: regulation of gene expression; intrinsic apoptotic signaling pathway in response to DNA damage. Lineage: Eukaryota; Metazoa; Chordata; Actinopteri; Cyprinodontiformes; Poeciliidae. The coding region runs from base 149 to 382 and encodes 77 amino acids. Gene Ontology annotation, molecular function: zinc ion binding.
CAGGGAGGGGAGAAAAGUUUCAGUAUAAAUACAGAAAGGGAGCGCACAUCUGCACAGUGAGGCGUGGUCGCUCGGAUCUGACAGGUGGCUCUGGAACUGCUUUUUUUCUCCUGCACAUCAGCGCGUAUACACACACAACUGCAGCAAGAUGGUAAAGUGCCCAAAGUGCCAGAAGGAGGUUUACUUCGCUGAGAGGGUGACGUCGCUGGGGAAGGACUGGCACAGGCCAUGUCUGAAGUGCGAGAAGUGCAACAAGACGCUGUCGGCUGGCUCACAUGCAGAGCAUGAAGGCAAGCCGUACUGUAACAACCCCUGCUAUGCUGCAAUGUUUGGACCUAAAGGAUUUGGACGUGGUGGAGCUGAAAGCCACACCUUCAAAUAGACAGGGCGAGGCGUCGCAGAGAAAAGCUUUGCGGGAACAAGAUUGAAGAAACCAAACCUCUCAGACGAUAGCAAACCUCUAAACAAAUCAUCCGCUUCCAAUGCAGGAAAUAAUUUGAAUGCAUUUGUUUUGUUUUGUUUUUUUGUUUUUUGUUCUACCUGUUUUGGACCAUCAUUUUCUUUAUUUUAUCAUUUCUAGUUUAGUUAUAGGGACAUCGGUCUUUGGCUUCAGCUUGUCUAAUUAAACAUUUUAUGAAAUUUG